GGAGACCCUUUGCACCCCUGCGAACAUGGCGCUGCGAGUGGCGCGCAGCGUGCGGGCCGCGAUCUGCAGCCUGCGCGCCAUCUCUGCGUCCAACGCGCCCUGCCCGCCGCAGCCCUGGGGACUGCGGGCGGGCGCCGUCCGGGCGCUGCGCACCAGCCCCGCUCUGCUGUCGGGUCGUAAAUUCACAGACAAACAUGAAUGGGUAACAACAGAAAACGGUGUUGGAACAGUGGGAAUCAGCAAUUUUGCACAGGAAGCUUUGGGAGAUGUUGUUUACUGUAGUCUGCCUGAAGUUGGGACAAAAUUGAACAAACAAGAGGAAUUUGGUGCUUUGGAAAGUGUGAAAGCUGCUAGUGAACUCUAUUCUCCUCUAUCAGGAGAAGUAACUGAAAUUAAUGAAGCUCUAGCAGAAAAUCCAGGACUUGUCAACAAAUCUUGUUAUGAAGAUGGUUGGCUGAUCAAGAUGACACUCAGUAACCCUUCAGAACUAGAUGAACUAAUGAGUGAAGAAGCAUAUGAGAAAUACAUAAAAUCUAUUGAGGAGUGAAAAUGGAACCCCUAAAUAAACUAGUUUGAAACAACUUAAUCUAGCAUAGUUGUCUUAAAUUAGUGGUGGAUAGAUUUUUAAAAAGCAACUUUUAGCAAAAGAAACUACUUGAAACAAUGUUGCCUGAAGAAAAU
Molecule: messenger RNA, 681 nt
Organism: Eubalaena glacialis (North Atlantic right whale)
Lineage: Eukaryota; Metazoa; Chordata; Mammalia; Artiodactyla; Balaenidae
Product: glycine cleavage system H protein, mitochondrial-like
Exons: 1
Coding region: 26-547 (173 amino acids)
Biological process (GO): glycine decarboxylation via glycine cleavage system; protein lipoylation
Cellular component (GO): glycine cleavage complex; mitochondrion; cytoplasm
Source: RefSeq, a predicted model, not a curated record